Molecule: messenger RNA, 1569 nt
Organism: Scedosporium apiospermum
Lineage: Eukaryota; Fungi; Ascomycota; Sordariomycetes; Microascales; Microascaceae
Exons: 3
Coding region: 1-1569 (522 amino acids)
Biological process (GO): regulation of transcription by RNA polymerase II
Cellular component (GO): nucleus
Source: RefSeq, a predicted model, not a curated record
AUGCCUACGGAUGUAUUCAACGAUUCUGGUGAAGGCUCCCGGCCUCAGACACCGUUUCAUCCCCGCUACGAACCGGUAGCCGGGCCCAAAUUUGGCGACGUCAUUGAAAAUCUGCCGAGGGCGGACGAGGCUUACGUCGUGGCAAUCAUGGAUCAGAACCGGAAUCCUGAUAUUCCCCACCAUAUCAUCGAGGACGGCCCAGACCUGUCUGACAAAGAGUCUUAUACCUCAGAACAUCGCGAUCACGAUUGGGCCUCGCCGUCCCGUCCCCCCACUCCAGGCAAGAAGAUGCGACUUCCGGCCCCCCAGGAGAGCGACAGCUCUUCCAAGUUUGAGGCGCUACAGCAGCUAGCCACCGAUGCUCUGGCAAACUUUGCUUCUCCGUCACAAGCAUCUGAUCUAAGCCCCGGCCCUCAACACGCCCCUCACGGUGAUCCAAGGCGCCAGGCCCCUGCCCUGCUGACAGGUCGAGACUUGCCUUUCCGUAGAGAGGGCUCUUUACCGGUUUCUGCUUCUGCCCCCACUCCUAGCAGUAGCAGCUCGUACGCUCCACCAGACUAUUUUCAGACCAAUACCUUGCUCUCGGCUCUGAAUCCUACUAGCCCGGUUGGUACAGGUCUGCCGGCAGCGCCGCUUGCAUCACCGAAGUCUAUCGGCCCCCGGAGUCCAACGGCUAGCCUUCUGCCACAUCGGCCGUCCCAACAACAUUUGCCACGCUUAAACUCGGCACCCUUAAACUCGGCACCGAAUCCAACGGGGCGGCUUCCAUCUCUACACCAGUUAAUGGGGCCUCACUCGCCAACCAGCAGCAUAGAACGCGAUGAUGACCAUCUCAGUUACCCGCAAACGUCACCAUUCGCCUACCAGCCAUCGGCCUUACCGCGGCCACCCUCAAUUUCCGGACAUCACCAGGGCACUCCUCCUGUCUCUCCUAACGGGAGCUAUGGCCGUGAUUUUCCAUCCUCCCCGAAGCCACAGGGCCGAACAGCCAAUUACUAUCCAACUUCGAAACCUGGGCCUAUCAUGGCCAGCGGUGUAAGCGCCAUCACAACCUCCUCUCUGCUCAGGUCGGCGGGAGGGGAGUACAUGGCCAACAGCAAUGCUGCGACGUCCAACACAGACCACUCCGGGUUAAGUGCGGUAGAAGGACUGGUAUCGAGUGGAAACGGCUCAGGGAGCUCCGAGGUCGGCACGUUCAAGUGCACGUUUGAGGGUUGCCAGGCGAAGCCAUUCCAGACACAAUAUCUGCUCAACUCUCACGCCAACGUUCACUCAUCAGCCAGGCCGCAUUACUGUCCCGUCCAGGGGUGUCCGAGGAGUAAGCCAGGCCAGGGUUUCAAGCGCAAGAACGAGAUGAUCCGCCACGGCUUCGUGCAUGAAUCGCCGGGGUAUGCUUGCCCGUUUUGUCCAGAUCGGGAGCACAAGUACCCCCGGCCGGAUAAUCUCCAGAGGCACGUCCGAGCUCGCCACGUAGAUAAGGAUAAAAAUGAUCCAAAACUCGUCGAGGUGCUAUCCCAGCGCCGUGAUGGUAUCACACGUGGUCGCCGCCGGAGAGGAGCCCAAUCAUAG